CUUCGCCUUGGCAAACUCGGCUGUCUUGUGGCAGGCCGAAGAAGCCGAUUGCCGAUCUUCCGGCACGGCGGGUUUUUCCAGCCGCCGGCCGGGUGACAGAAGCGCAGUCGUUUUCUGGCGCAUGCGCCCGGGAGAGAGAGAGAGAGAGAGAGAGAGUGUGCCAGUCGCUUUCUCUAAUCGCUGCCGUUCCUUCUCCUUCUGCGUCUCGGGGCAGGACGCAGCCGCAGCCGCUGCGUCUCGUAUCGUCAGCGUUGAGGGCGGCCGCGCGUCCCGCAGCCCUGCCGAGGUCGGGCCGUAGCGUGUCGGGGGCAGGAGCGCAACGCCACCACCCGCGAGCCAUGUCCGGCGUGGGGGUGGAUUCCUGCGGGGGAUCGGGGCCCGGGGCCUGCGGCGGGGGGGCGGCGGCGGCCUCUUCCUCCUCCUCCUCCACCUCCUGUUCUCCCGGUGGAAGCGGCAGCGGCGGCGGCGGGCUCUCGAUGUUCCGCUGGCUGGAAGUCCUGGAGAAGGAAUUCGACAAGGCGUUCGUGGAUGUGGACUUGCUGCUGGGUGAGAUCGACCCGGAUCAGGCGGACAUCACUUACGAAGGGCGGCAGAAGAUGACCAGCCUGAGCUCCUGCUUCGCGCAGCUCUGCCACAAGGCGCAAACGGUGUCCCAGAUCAACCACAAGCUGGAGGCUCAACUAGUAGAUCUGAAAUCAGAACUGACAGAAACUCGGGCUGAAAAGGCAGUAUUAGAAAAAGAAGUACAUGACCAACUGUUGCAACUCCAUGCCAUUCAACUUCAGCUUCAUGCAAAGACUGGCCUGAACGUUGAUUCUGGGGCAAUAAAGGCAAAAUUGGAGAGAGAACUUGAAGCCAGCAAGAAAGAAAAGGUGAAAGAAGCCCAACUUGAAGCUGAAGUGAAAUUGCUCCGGAAGGAAAAUGAGGCUCUACGUCGACACAUAGCUGUGCUUCAGGCUGAAGUAUAUGGAGCCAGACUCGCAGCUAAAUAUUUAGAUAAAGAACUAGCUGGAAGGGUUCAACAAAUUCAGUUGUUGGGUAGAGAUAUGAAAGGACCUGCCCAUGACAAACUUUGGAACCAGCUAGAAGCUGAAAUCCAUCUGCACCGGCACAAAACUGUAAUCAGGGCAUGCCGAGGUCGAAACGAUCUAAAACGGCCCAUGCAAGCACCCCCAGGGCAUAAUCCAGAUUCCUUAAAGAAGAGUCAAGGUGUUGGUCCAAUCAGAAAAGUUCUCUUGGUUAAAGAAGAUCAUGAAGGACUAGGCAUUUCAAUUACAGGAGGAAAGGAGCAUGGUGUUCCCAUUUUGGUCUCUGAAAUUCAUCCGGGUCAGCCUGCUGAUCGCUGUGGAGGUCUGCACGUUGGAGAUGCCAUUCUGGCAGUUAAUGGAGUUAAUCUGAGAGACGCCAAACACAAAGAGGCUGUAACUAUUCUUUCGCAACAGAGAGGAGAAAUCGAAUUUGAAGUUGUAUAUGUUGCUCCUGAAGUAGACUCAGAUGAUGAAAAUGUAGAAUACGAGGAUGAGAGUGGACAUCGCUAUCGUUUAUAUCUUGAUGAAUUGGAAGAAGGUAGCAAUUGUGCUUCUGGUAGAAAAGAUGGAAGUGGAGAUAAACCGUUACAAGUAUUUGAUAAGAAAGCAAGUAUUGAUGGCCAUGAAAAUGGAGACCUGGGGAAUACAAUUGAAACUGAAGAGACUGUAUCUAAACUAAACCAGUCUUCUGAGAGCUUAGCCUAACCCCUCUGAAUGGGACUAGUAUCUCUUUUAAGAUGGGUUUCAUGGGCUGUUCUAUAUGAUAAAUGCCACAGAAAGUUACAAUGAAGGACUGUUCAUAAGGUAAAGAGACACUGUGUUACCAUUGUCUGUAAAACAAAUCUGUUCUGGUUGGUUACCUCAGGGCUUCAUUAUGAACAAGUCUAAAUGUGCAAAAUGUCCCACUUUUUGAAAAAGUUGCCCAUGAAUUUUAGCACCAAAGUAUUAUUUUUCCUCCAAGACUUCACCUGAGUUCAUUUUGGAUUGUACCUAUGAAUGCAAGUAUAGAAAGAUGCAGGGGAGCUGUAAUGCUUGAUUCCUCUCACAUAUACCGAAAACAAAUAAAAUGGUAUCCAUUUGCUAAUAAAAUAGGCUGCAGCUAACAAAUAAGAAUGGCUAACGGUUUAAAAAUACACCUUGCAGGAAGGUGAAAAGCAAAAAACAACAACAACCCACCAAACUUCAUAAUAUUCAAAAUAAAUAUAUAUUUUGCUUUAAAAUGCACAUGUAAGAUUUUAAAUAACGAUUGAUUAUUUAUUUGGAAGUCAUCUUACUUAGCUCUCAAUAUUUAGUUUUCUCCUUUCAAAUAUUCUUGCCUGUCAAUGCUGGAUUUGAAUAUAUUCCUAACGUAUCAAGCAGAAUAUUAUGGUCACUUAAAAAAACACCACUAAAUGUGACAUGAACUUACUUAAAGUCUGCCCUUAAAAAUUGUAUAAGUGUCCAUUUUCUCCGAGCUGAGUAAGGUUGGAUUCAUAUAGUUGUUCAUCCUACUGGUCAAUAACUUUAUAAUCACUGCACAUGUCAUGUAGGAACUAGCUUGUCUGAGGGAAUUCAGUGUUCCAUAGAUUAGUAAUUCUAAUUUAUUUCUAAAGUUGUAAAAUGUAGCUCACUUAAAUUAGCUCUGGGCUGUUCCAAGGGCCCACUUUCACCUUCGUCCUGAUCAUAUUGUAGAUGACUACAAACUGAUCAUUCAGUUUCUAUUCACCAACUAUCUGAUUGUAUUCUUAGUGAUUAUUGGGGAGGGGAAAGUUUUAUAAUGGUAUGAGGAAAGGCUAUCUAUAUUUGCUACUAAAAUUCUCUGCAAAGGCAAUAGAGUCACAUGAGUGAUUUAUUGGACACCUAAGAGGGAAUUUAUUGGGCACAUAGUAAGCAGCACUGCCUCAUUGUAAGUUAUCAGUUAAUGGCUGGUCAUCAGUUAUUUGGGGUAAUUAGGCAUGCAGUCAAUGCCCAAGUCAUCUCCAAAUAAAUUGUUGGUAAGCACUGAUCAUACAUUGCAGGCAAGAUAAUAGUAGCAGUCUUGUCAGAAGCUAACAGUCCAUUCUCUGAGUAGAGCCAUUUUAGGUGAAGUUCUCUACUUAUGAUGAUGAUGAUGGGAGAUUAAUAAUCACUACUUAGAUUACUAAUCAGUAGUCACAAGGCCAUCAGUGACUCGUCAUGCUAUGUGAAGACGUUUACACAAGUCAUCUCUGAAAAGGGAGAGUCAAGCAUACAUAUUCUGUAUCUUGUGAGGUCUGUGCAGGACUAGCAGAAAAAUGAUUAAAGCCCUGAUACUUCACAGAACUAUAUUUUUGGUAUUAUUUUUCUAAAAACUCAAAUGUUCCAAAACCUGAAAACGCUCAAGGCACUUUUAGAAUAUGUUGGUAUUAAUGGGGUUGUCUUGGCUAAAUUCUUGUACUGCUGUGUAUGUGUGCGUGUGUGUUUUAGGUACAUGUGUGUAUACAUACCUGCACACCCGCAUACCCACAUAUAAAUAUAUACAUAUGUGACUUAUUAAAACUGCACACUCUCUGUAUGCAAAUGGUUAAAAACCAUGUAGCUUUUUUAAAUUAUAGGAUAAAGCAUGAAAUGCCUGCUUUCCAUUCACUUUCCUGCAGGCAAUUGAAAUGUAAUAUUUAAAAAUGUAUUUUGAGAGUGGAAAUAAUGUAACAUGAAACUUUGUAAGUGUUUUUUUUUCUAUUGACUGUACAUAAAUGGAGAUCGUAUAAAAAGGCCUUUAAUGUAAUGUCAGUUAACCUUAUGUUCAAUGUUUAAAAUGUUGUGUUAUGGAACACAGUUAAAUAUGUCUCUUCUAGGUGCACUAUAUACAUGUUUAUAGAGAACUUUAAAAUGUAAAUACUGUAUGCAAAUAUUUUGCCAUUUAUAAUGUUGCUCAUAAAAUAACUUUUGUGCAUCAUUUCACUCACUUGCUCAUGGAAGUGUAUUUAAUUUGCAGUAAAUUUUAAUUGCUGCCCUAAAGAA
Molecule: messenger RNA, 3986 nt
Organism: Ahaetulla prasina
Lineage: Eukaryota; Metazoa; Chordata; Lepidosauria; Squamata; Colubridae
Gene: GOPC
Product: golgi associated PDZ and coiled-coil motif containing
Exons: 8
Coding region: 339-1733 (464 amino acids)
Biological process (GO): negative regulation of protein localization to cell surface
Cellular component (GO): trans-Golgi network transport vesicle; membrane; Golgi apparatus
Molecular function (GO): transmembrane transporter binding
Source: RefSeq, a predicted model, not a curated record